Molecule: messenger RNA, 2463 nt
Organism: Lentinula edodes (shiitake mushroom)
Lineage: Eukaryota; Fungi; Basidiomycota; Agaricomycetes; Agaricales; Omphalotaceae
Exons: 13
Coding region: 1-2463 (820 amino acids)
Source: RefSeq, a predicted model, not a curated record
AUGCCUUUCCUCUUUUUGUUCUUUGCAUUCUCCUGGCACAUUGGAGGUUCGAUGGCGCAUUGGCGCAUUGGAGUGUUGGAGGUUCGUUGGAGCGUUGGAGAGGUUUGUUGGAGGUUCAAUGGUGCAUCGGAGGUUCAUGACGCAUUGGAGGCUCAUGACGCGUUGGAGGUUCGAAGGCGCAUUGGCACGUUGGAGGUGCAUUGGAGGUUCGAUGGUGCAUCGGAGGUUCAUGAUGCAUUGGAGGCUCAUGACGCGUUGGAGGUUCGAAGGCGCAUUGGCGCGUUGGAGGAACACCUCAAGUUACAUGCCAUAUAUAGCACAGAAGGGCGGAAAACCAGGCAAAGCUCUGAGGUUAUAUCUGCAUGUAUCAUCGAGGAAUGGCGAGAUCCAUGGGUUGAAAGAUGGAUGGAGGAUCAGGUCAAGUGUGAAACCAUUCUCAACUGGCUACAUGACGCUAUCCUCAUUGACUUUGAGCAACCACUUGUUGAAGCUCUGAACUUGUUCUUGAGUGUCCAAGUACUAGUCUCCUAUGGUGAAAUAGAACAGGCACUGCAAGAGCUGAGUAGUUGGCAAGAACAAAUUGGAUUAAACGUACUCUUCAAUCACCAGAAGAACCUCACGCUAGAUCUGAUAAAUCAAUAUGAGGAUGAGCUACAGGACCCGGAGGAUUCCGAUUUGGACUCAGACAAUGACAGUGAUGAGGACUACAACAAUGAGGAUUACAGUGAUAAUGACAGCGACGACAAUUACGACGACGAUUACGACGAUGAUUACGACGAUGAUUACGACGAUGAUUACGACGAUGAUUACGACGAUAAUUACGACGACAAUUACGACGACAAUUACGACGACAAUUACGACGACGAUUACGACGACGAUUACGAUGUCGAUUACGACGACGAUUACGACGAUGAUAAACAUCAUCAUCAGCGCCAAAAGAUCCAAAAUCGCCGUCAAAGAGAUCCAUCUCCAGACAAAACUUCGUAUCUUCCACUUUGCAAACAGUGGAACUCGACAUUAAGAAACCAUUUGUUGAUGGCUGAUGCCGACGAAAGAUCUGCCAAAGAUUUGGAGAUAGGUCAUCGUGAAGUGGCACGCGCCAUACAAGCUAUGAAGAAACAUACUUACAAUUUCCAGACAUCUGGUCUGGCACGUACCAUUCUGGAGCUCACAAAUCGUUCAGCCUACUACGAUAAACCUCAUCAAGCCAGUUACGCACGAAGAUUUGGCUUUGGUUUAGUGUUAGGAGAUGUUCUUGGGCGUUGGACACCUGAUGAAUGGGCUCAGCAAGCCGAAGAAUCCCUUAAGGAAAAUCCACCAGCUGGAUACAAUAAAAGCGGACAUGACUUAAUUGAGGCGAUCACCUCCCAUCCAAACCUCAUCCCAAAAGUUUCGAAUCCUGCAGCUAUAUUUUUUCUCUGCUCUAGCGACAAUUUCCAAUUUGCAUGGAGAAGAUGGCCCUCUUGGGGCUUAGAUGCCGCUGGUUAUCGACGUAUAGAUGUGGAACUGAACACAGAUCCGGAUUUUGUUGAACGCUGGGAAGGAGUCGGAGUAACCAAAGUACCACCUGAAGAACGCAUGAAACCUCGCAAGGGCAGAAAGGCUAGCGAAACUGCUGAGAUUGUGGAUCCAGAUGAAAUUGGGCUGCGCAAGAUAGCUAUACGUGACAAAGAAGUUAUACAGCAUUGUGGUAAACAUAUUUUUCUGUUAUUUUCAAAACAAAAACUGCAAGAUUUUAUCUGGUACAAUGCAUUUUCACAUGGUCCAAAUGGCACAUUCAACCGCCUGGUUCGUUACUCACAAACUCCACUGGGUGUCCAGCCAGUUCUACGCAGUGGUAAAUUUGACUUCUGGGUAGUUGGGCAAAUGAUACCCUUUGGUGCACGGCAGCCAUCAGGAGGCCAUCUAGCAGAUCAUUACAUGUUCUACCAAGGUAUCAAUGCUGAUACAUUAUGGGGAAUCACCGUACUUUUUGAGCAGGCUGAGAUGUCAGCUACAAUUCUGGCAACAGCACGAGCUGUUCACCCUGAUCUAGUCAAGAAGAUCAAGAACCAGUCAGCGCUUUGUGAAAGAGUGGGCUUAUGUGGUCUCAACCUCUUCAACUGUUCAGGCUACACAGCACCACAGCAUUAUGAUAAGGACGCUACUCCUUCACUUUGUGCUCAGUUUGUGUUGCAAGCCGAGAAGAAGUGGAGUGAGUUUGCAUUUUGUGCACUUCAGUAUGGCUAUUAUUUUGAAUCACAUGAGAAUACGCUAUGGAGUUUCGACUCAACAUUACUUCAUGGUACCAUGCUUCCCUUUGAAAACACUAUCUUGCAUCUUCGAGGUGGAGCCAACAGUGUUGGGACUCAUACUACCACAUGUGAGCGUGACAGAAGACGGGCCGAACAGAAUGAGCGAACUAUCAACAACUACCAUCUCCGUCAACGUGCUUGGGCCGGACAUGAAAAUGUGGUUGUGUAA